Molecule: messenger RNA, 1375 nt
Organism: Cannabis sativa
Lineage: Eukaryota; Viridiplantae; Streptophyta; Magnoliopsida; Rosales; Cannabaceae
Exons: 2
Coding region: 682-1044 (120 amino acids)
Source: RefSeq, a predicted model, not a curated record
UAUUAAAUCUGUUUUUGUAUUAUUUUUUUUUCCAGUUUUAUUCCUGUUUUAAUGCUAUUUUUUUGCUGUUUUUUUGUUGUUGUAGGCAUUAUAAUUGUUAUGAAGACGGCGCAAAGAAAUUUACCCCGGGUUUUAGGCUAGGUGUUGAUUAUGUUGAGGAUAAAACUUGGUUUUACCAUUUGGCCACAUGCGACAUGUUUAUGAACGACUCGGUAAAGUUUCCAAUUUAUAUUGUACUUAUGGUAGUUUGUUUUUAGUUGCUUUAUAAAUGUUUUUUAGUUUUGAUACUACAUUUCAGUUUUUUUACAGUUGUUAAACCUUUUCAUUUGUGUUUCUGUGUUGUUUUUUUUUCUCAGCAUAUGAACACCAUAUUCUAUUACCUUCGGAAAAAAGGUAAGUAUUCUUCCGCUGUGACGUUGAAUUUCGCAACUACUGAUUGUCUUUUUGAUGAUUCCAUCCAAGCAUUGUACCACAAAUUUAACAAGGCCAAGUCAAUGAAGACUAAGAUGUCACACAUUCACGCUGCCCACCCAAUUGCGCAUUCCCUGUUCCAAGCCUUGGUAUGAAGCCGAUCACGUGCUUUUCAUCAUCAAUUUAAGAAGGGAAAGUCAUUGGGUUUUUGGGCGUCUUGACGUGAACGAAGGGACGUUAUUUCUGUACAAUUCUUUGAGAACCGCGAAGAUGAAUGCCGCAGCUAGGAAUGCGAUGAAGGCUUAUUCCGUGUUGCUGCCUUUGUUUUUCGAUUUACUUGGGUUCUGGAAGAAUAGAGCACAAGCUCCUGCCUCAGUUUCGACCCUACGACUCCAUUCAGAAUCGUGGAGCUUAGUGGUCUUGCGUCUCAGCAGAAGAAUGAUUGUGGAGCAUAUGUUGCUGCCUUUGCUGAAUUCUUUAUACACGGAAAGGAUGUCCCUGCAGACUUUGACAUCGAAGUUUAUCGAACCCGACUUGCUUCACUUUUCUACUCGUACGGACAAAGGAAAAUUGACGAAAGUAUUGACAGCGAGGAUGAGAAGCAAACCAAGUCUUCUAAGGCAUCUAAAUUGAAGAAAUAGGAUCUUUUAAUUUGGUGGCUCUAUUAUGUUAUUUGUUGAAUCUAUUUACUUGACAAGUUUUAGUGUUGUUGUUUCAAUGUAGGUAUUAUAUUUGAUUUUAUACUAUGUAGCUGGUUUAAAACUUUUAGGAUAUUUGACAUUCACUCCUUAUAAUAUCUUUAUUGUAUAGGUUUGUAUUUCCCAAAGUUGUGUGUUUUUUUAAUUGUUCAAGUUCUUAUAUACGGUCGCACAACUAUGGAGAAACUAUUAACCAACUAAAUACAAACUAUGUUUUCAUUUUUCCUAAAUAGUGCUAUGAAUGUAUAUUUAUUCUUCGUAUUCCA